AUGGCUGCAAGUUUGGAAGCUUUGGUUAAAGAACGCGGAAUUUAUAAAGGAAAAAUAUCGAAAAUUAUAAAUUGGUAUAAUAAAAACGCAACCACAGAAACCGAUUAUUUGGAAUUUGAAGCUAGGUUAGAUUGCUUAACCCAAGCUUUCACGCUGUAUGAAGCCGUUAAUAUGCAAAUUAUGAACAUAGAUUCCAACAGCCAAGACAAGGAUGACAUAGAUGAUAAGUAUUGCUCAUGUCGAGCAAAGUUAAGGGGUAAAAUUAUAACGCUCUCGCCUCAAUCGCAAACUCAACAGGCAUCAGUACCCGUAUCAAAUCAUCAGGGUCAAAAACCUAACGUUAAUCUGCCUCAAUUGCAUAUUCCUCGGUUUAAUGGAGACCUCACUAGUUGGAAUGCAUUCUACCAAUUAUUUAAUACGCUUAUCGUUAACAACAAUAUGCUUUCAAAUAUAGAAAAGUUAAUUUACCUGAAAUCAUACCUAUCAGGAGAGCCUCUACACCUCAUUGACACUUUACAAUUAACUGACUCAAAUUUAAAUAUUGCCAUUGAAACCCUGAAACAACGUUAUGAUAAUCAAUUGUCAAUAAUAUUCUCGCACAUUAAGAAUUUAGUUGACAUACCCUCUCUCACUAAGGUAAAUGCUCAUAUUAUUAGAGAUUUUAUCGUAAAAAUAAAACAAAAUCUCGACUCUCUCAAAACUCAAGGAAUCCCAGUAGACCAAUGGGAUUUAAUACUCAUUUACAUUUUUUCCCAAAAACUAGAUUAUGGCACGCGGAAGGCGUACAUUGCUGAGCGAGGGGCACAUAUAUCAAAGGCUACAUCAGGUACCUUUCCAAAACUAGAUGACUUACUCAGUUUCCUUGAAUCACGCUGCUCUGUUUUGGAAGACCUCUCAGAACCCAAAAUAUCCCCUCACACUCAAACCGGUCCCCCUCGAGGCCCUGCCCAUAGUAGCUUCUAUAGGGCUACUCACCUUGCUCAAGGAUUCAAUGAGCCAGGUGGUAAUGGCCAAAUUAAUUCUCACCACACUCACUCAUCCCACGAUAUCUCAAAUAAAUUUGGAACCUCUAGGCCCACUAAUUGUAUUUUUUGUAAAUUACCCACUCACAGAAUUUACUCUUGUUCACAGUUUAUUCAAUUGCCCUUGAACCGAAGAAGUGAUUUUGUUUAUCAGAACAAAUUAUGUAUAAACUGUUUAGGUUCGAAACAUCAUAUUCGUGACUGCAUGUCACUCUUGUCUUGCUCAGUAUGCAAGAAAAGACACCACUCGUUGCUGCAUUCUGCUAGUCACCCCACUCAAAGGUUCAAACAGAACAAUUCUCAAAACAAUGCUCGUCAGAGUAACCAAGGCAUGAACUCUACUUCUCAACCCCCUGAACCUAAGCAGCCAUCCCAAACAAACCCCAAUGAUCUACCCCAGCAAACCACUAAUAGUCACCAAACACUCACUGUUUUUACACAAGAAGAUAACGAAGUAUUGUUGGCAACAGCCCUUGUCAACAUCGUUGCCAAAAAUGGACAUACCAUUACUGCCAGAGCCAUACUUGAUUCUGGCAGCACUAUAUCCAUUAUCACUGAACGACUGUUGGAAAUGCUCAAUCAUACCCCGGAAACUCAAAACGUUCAAAUUUCAGGAAUUGGGGGAAAAAUUGAACACACGAGCAAAGUAAUUCGACUUACAUUAUGCUCGUUGAUAGGAAAUUUCUCUCUCGAUGCAAAUUGUUGCAUCUUAAAUAAAAUUACUGAUGUCAGUCCUCGAGUUCGAGUAAAACAAAGUAACUUGCAGAUCCCUCAAGGCAUUGAACUUGCUGACCCUAAGUUUGAUCAACCUGCUUGUGUAGAUAUGUUACUUGGUGCUGAUAUUUAUUAUAAGAUUUUAUCAGGUGACCUAUUAAAAAUUAAUGAACACUCCCUCACUUUGGUUGGAACACACUUUGGAUAUCUCUUGUCUGGCCUAAUUCCUCCGGAUACUUUCUCAACACAGGCUAUAUUUGAUGUCACCAACAACCGCAGCUGUCUUCUUGCUCGGAAUUCAGAUCUUGCUCUUGAUUCAUUGUUGGAAAAAUUUUGGAACAUGGAGAACUGCCCUCAAUCCUCGGAGAAAAUUUUAUCUCCAGAAAAUAACUUUGUGGAAACUAAUUUUCGCGAAACUACCGUUAUUUUGAAUGACGGUUCUUUUCAAGUGAAUCUUCCCCUCAAAAUUCCUGAAAAAUUAUUUCCUCUGGGAGAAUCAUUCUUUCUCGCCAAAAAACGAUUCCUUAAUUUAGAAAGGCGAUUCGAAAAAAAUCCAAAUUUAUUUCAGGAAUAUAAAAAUUUUAUUGAUGAAUAUCUCUCUUUAGGACACGCGCAAGUCGUUCCUCUCUCAUUAAAAAACAUUCACGGCCAUAACAAAUAUUUUCUACCCCACCACUGUGUUAUCCGCGAACAAAGCACAAGUACGAAAUUGCGAGUAGUGUUUGACGGCUCUAUGAAAUCGUCAUCAGGAUUAUCAUUAAAUGAUACAAUGUACAAAGGAUACACAGUUCAACCUGAUCUUUAUGAUAUUUUGCUGAGAUUCCGAAGCUUCAAAUUCGUCCUCACUGCCGACAUUGAGAAAAUGUACAGACAGGUCCGAGUGAACCCACGUCAGACAUACUUGCAAAAUAUCCUCUGGCGUAGUAAUCCCGCUCAUGAUUUUCAAUGUAUUGAGCUGCAAACAGUGACUUAUGGUACUAACUCCGCUCCAUAUUUAGCCACUCGUGUUCUAAACGAGCUGGCAUUCUUAAAUAAGGAAGAAUACCCUCUUGCCGCUGACACAAUCCUCUCACAGUGCUAUGUUGAUGAUCUUUUGUGUGGUCAAGACACUCUCGAUAAGUUAAAAGACCUGUAUUUUCAAUUGAACGAAAUAUGCAAAGGCGCGCAUUUCAAGCUGCACAAGUGGUGCUCAAAUUCGAAUUCUCUUUUAAAAAUCGUUAAUUCUUCUAAUGUAUCCUCCGACGUACAGGCAUAUGACAUUAAAGUAGAAGGAGUUUCAAACAAAGUUCUAGGUAUUUCAUGGAAUUCAGAAGCUGACGUAUUUUCUAUAUCGCUACCCGAUGUUGCAAUUUGCACAUCAGCCACUAAACGGGAUGUUUUAUCAAAAAUCGCGCAAAUGUUCGAUCCAUUAGGAUUAAUUGGCCCUAUAAUAGUUAAUGCUAAAAUAUUCAUGCAAGAUAUUUGGAAGGCAAAGAUUGGCUGGGACGAAUAUUUGAACGAUAGUCUUCUCACAAUAUGGAAUUCUUAUUUUCAAAAUAUUACUCAACUCAAGUGUUUAAAAAUACCCCGGUAUAUAUUCCACGAUAACCAGAUAUCUUCUGUUGAACUUCAUGGAUUUUGUGAUGCCAGUCGCAAGGCCUUUGGAUCUUGUGUCUACCUGAGAACUAUUUACCUUGAUAAUUCUGUAUCAUGCUACUUAAUUACUUCAAAAUCUCGAGUAACUCCAAUCAAGGAAGUUACAAUACCCCGAUUAGAACUCUGUGGUGCUCUAUUGCUUUCAACUUUGAUUAGUCGUGUCAAAUCCAUAUUUAAGGAUAGGUAUAAUUUUCAUAGCGUGAAUCUUUGGACAGAUUCAGAGAUUGUUCUAGCAUGGCUAAAGGCUGAUUCUUCACGAUUCAAUGUGUUUGUUGCUAACCGAAUAUCGCAGAUCCAAUCUCUCACUAAUAAUUAUGUUUGGCGGCACAUCCCUGGUGCAGAAAAUCCUGCUGACUGCCUCUCUCGUGGUACAACUUCUGAGCAAAUAAUGAACUCUUCUCUUUGGUGGAAUGGACCACAGUUUCUACAAACCUUUGAUUUCGACUUAGACUCACUAAAUAUCAAGGUACCUCCAACUCACGAAGAAGAAAGAAAGGAAAGUACUGUCUUACUCCUCAGGAAUGAUAAUUUCUGGGAAACACUGUUUGACCGAUUUUCCAAUUAUUCCAAAUUACGAAGAUCUAUUGCAUUUAUAUUAAGGUUUAUUAAUAAUAGUCGCGCUAAUUCUCAAAAACUCAUUGGACCUCUCACUGUUGAUGAAUUAAGAAACUCUGAACUUUUCAUAAUAAAAACAAUUCAGUCUACGUAUUUCUCAAAAGAACUAAACGAGUUAAAAAGUCCAGCUCGGAAGAUAUCGGACAAACAAAUAUUAAAAUUAAAUCCAUUUAUCGAUGGAGAAAAUGUAAUCAGAGUAGGAGGAAGAUUAUCACAAGCUCUAGUCCCAUAUGAUCAAAAAUUUCCCAUUUUAUUGCCCUCAAAAAAUCGCGUUGUCAAACUACUCUUACUUAAAGAGCAUAUUAGACUCGGACACGCUGGUCCUCAAACUGUCUUGUCAAAUCUUCGCCUCCGAUAUUGGCCCCUAAAUGGAUUAAGGGAAAUCAAAAAGGAAUGCUUGCAAUGUAUGACAUGUUGUAGAUUCAAAAUAAAAAACCAUCAACAGCUGAUGGCUGAUCUCCCAAAAGACAGAGUCAUUCCCUCUCGGCCAUUUUCACGCACAGGUGUAGAUUUUGGUGGCCCCUUUUUUGUGAAAUCGUCGAGUCUUAGACGCUCAAAAACCGAAAAAUGCUACAUAGCAUUAUUUGUUUGCAUGGUUACCAAGGCUAUACAUAUAGAAUUGGUGUCAAGUCUCUCUACAGAAGCAUUUUUGGCUUCAUUAAAACGAUUCAUUUCAAGGCGAGGAAAUCCACAUGUCAUUUUUAGUGACAAUGGAACAAAUUUCUUAGGUGCACGAAACCAACUCAGAGAAUUUUACACUCUAUUCAAGUCUAAGUCAACCCAAGAACAGAUAAAUGAUUUAUUGGUAUGCAAUGAGAUAAACUGGAAGUUUAUUCCCCCACAUUCUCCCCAUUGGGGCGGCUUAUGGGAAGCCGGAAUCAAAAGUACCAAAUAUCAUUUAAGGCGAUUAGCAGGACAGCAGAAUUUUACUUUUGAGGAGUUAUAUACAAUACUCACACAAAUUGAGGCAAUAUUAAAUUCACGACCUCUUCUCCCCUUAUCCUCUGACCCCUCAGAUUUUACUUGUUUAACCCCGGGACAUUUCUUGAUAGGAACUUCGUUGACCUCUUUCCCAGAAAAAGACCUUUCCAAUAUUUCAGAAAAUAGACUUAAUCGCUGGCAACGAUGUGUCAAAAUUCAACAACAGUUUUGGUCCAAAUGGUCUAAAGACUACCUCAAUCUUCUCCAGAAUCGACCAAAAUGGCUAUACCCCUCACCAAACCUUCAAGUUAACGACAUAGUUUUCUUAAAGGAAAUUAACACUAAACCUCUAGACUGGCCUCUGGCUAGGGUACUUGAAAUUAUACCCAGUAAGGACGGAAAUGUUAGACUUGUUAAAGUAAAAUCUAAAAAUGGCAUUUUAACAAGAAACGUCACUAAAUUAUGUCCCCUACCCAAACUCGAUAACUAG
Sitophilus oryzae (rice weevil) is the source of this 5397-nucleotide messenger RNA. RefSeq lists its product as uncharacterized. The transcript has a single exon. Gene Ontology annotation, biological process: DNA integration; proteolysis. Gene Ontology annotation, molecular function: aspartic-type endopeptidase activity; nucleic acid binding. Bases 1 to 5397 code for a protein of 1798 amino acids. Lineage: Eukaryota; Metazoa; Arthropoda; Insecta; Coleoptera; Curculionidae. The record is from RefSeq and is a predicted model, not a curated record.